Molecule: messenger RNA, 1548 nt
Organism: Cannabis sativa
Lineage: Eukaryota; Viridiplantae; Streptophyta; Magnoliopsida; Rosales; Cannabaceae
Product: short chain aldehyde dehydrogenase 1
Exons: 2
Coding region: 539-1429 (296 amino acids)
Source: RefSeq, a predicted model, not a curated record
UCUCGCAUACUCACGUAACUUUCAAAUUAUAAUUUUCUCUCUUUUUAAUAAUAUUCCGAUUCGUGUUAAUAUAAUGCCAAAGCUAAUAUAAAGCAGGGCUGGCCUGGGGUCCUUAACUAUAAUAAAAAAUUUAGACAUUUGAAAACUUUAGAGACAUGAAAAAACAUAGUUGUAUUAAAUAAUUGUAACACACAUGAGAUAAUCAAGAUGCUUGAAUUUUACUGAAGAUUUAUGUUCCCCAAUUCAGUAGUAGCUGUUGGAGCUUUCUUCUUGGCCUUUUCCUUAUUGAUCUCUCCUAUCUUUGUUAAUUAUUCUAAUAACUGCAUCGAUCUUCCUAGCUACCUCUACUUGUUUUAUUUCAUUUAUAAUAUUCCACUUAUUAAAAAAGCCUUUGUAACAAGCUUUAUAUAAAAUAAUUAUAUUUCAAGCCAUAGCCAUGAUCAUGGAGGUCAUUAAUUACUUAUUUACAUAUAUAUAAAGCAAUAAUGCUUAUAGGGUUUCAAACAUAGUUCAUUCAACCAUUACACAGUUGUGAAACAUGAGCGGCAUUACUUCUUCAACCUCAACACCUCCCUUUUUCAAAAGAUUAGAAGGUAAAGUGGCGAUAGUGACAGGUGGGGCUAGCGGCAUAGGGGAAAGCACAGCCAGACUAUUCGUCCACCACGGAGCAAAAGUUGUUAUUGCCGACAUCCAAGAUGAGCUUGGCAACUCUCUCUGCCAAGAAAUACUCAUCUCCAUUGGUAAUAACGAAGGUUUAGUAUCGGCCAUGGCCAACAUUAUUACCUACUUCCACUGCGAUGUCACCAACGAUACAGACAUGAAAAAUCUCGUUGAUUUCACAGUGUCCAAACACGGCAAACUUGAUAUCAUGUUCAACAAUGCGGGUAUAACCGGUGACGUGGACCCUACCAUCCUCGUCACCGACAAUGAUAACUUCAAGCGUGUACUUGAGGUUAAUCUGUUUGGCUCUUUCUUGGGAGCCAAACAUGCCUCCAGGGUGAUGAUCCCUGCGAGGAAAGGAGUGAUACUGUUCACUUCCAGCGUGGCAGCCGAGUGUAGUGGGGAGUCGCCUCAUGCGUACGCGGCCUCCAAGCACGCGGUGGUGGGGCUGAUGAAGAACCUUUGUGUUGAGCUGGGUCAGUUCGGGAUAAGAGUCAAUGCUGUAUCUCCUUGCGCCAUAGCAACGCCGUUGCUUAGGAACGCGGUAGGGUUAAACAAGAGCGUGGUGGAUCACGUGAUUUGUGCUUCGGCCGUGCUCAAAGGGCCUGCUCCGGAGCCCGAUGACGUGGCUGAGGCUGCCUUGUACUUAGCCAGUCAUGAGUCUAAGUACGUUAAUGGUCUUAAUCUUGUUGUUGAUGGAGGUUACAGCACCACUAAUCGGUCGUUUAGUAUGGCUUUGAAAAGUUUGAUGAAUGAAAACAAUAAUUAAUUUUAGGUAGUUUUGUUUAUUGUUAUUAUGAGCCAAAUAUAUUAAAGUUUUAUUUUUUUCCUUCUCCUUUUGUCUAUUUGUUUUCUUUACCUAGUAAUAAAAUAAGUGUAAUUUACCAA